Mesoplodon densirostris (Blainville's beaked whale) is the source of this 1104-nucleotide messenger RNA. RefSeq names its product left-right determination factor 2-like. Gene Ontology annotation, cellular component: extracellular region. Gene Ontology annotation, molecular function: cytokine activity; growth factor activity; transforming growth factor beta receptor binding. Gene Ontology annotation, biological process: BMP signaling pathway; SMAD protein signal transduction. Lineage: Eukaryota; Metazoa; Chordata; Mammalia; Artiodactyla; Ziphiidae. The record is from RefSeq and is a predicted model, not a curated record. The transcript has 4 exons. Bases 1 to 1104 code for a protein of 367 amino acids.
AUGCGGCCCCUCUGGCUCUGCUGGACGCUCUGGGCACUGCCCCUGACCAGCCCCGGGGCCGCCCUGACCGAGGAGCGGGUCCUGGGUAGCCUGCUGCGGCAGCUGCGCCUCAGCGAGGCUCCCGUCCUGGACGAGGCCGAUGUGGAGAGGCUGAUCAUCCCUGCCCACGUGAGGGCCCAGUACGUGGCCCUGCUGCAGCGCAGCCACGAGGCCCGCUCCCGGGGGAAGAGGUUCAGCCAGAACUUCCGAGAGGUGGCCGGCAGGUUCCUGGUGUCCGAGGUCUCCUCGCACCUGCUGGUGUUCGACAUGGAGCAGCGGCUGCCGCCCCACAGCGAGCUGGUGCAGGCCGUGCUGCGCCUCUUCCAGGAGCCGGUCCCCAAGGCCGCGCUGCGCAGCCACGAGCGGCUCUUCCCGCGCAGCGACCGCGCCCGGGUCACCGUCCAGUGGCUGCACGUCCGCGACGACGGUUCCAACCGCACUUCCCUCAUCGACUCCAGGCUGGUGUCCAUCCACGAGAGCGGCUGGAAGGCCUUGGACGUGACGGAUGCCGUGAACUUCUGGCAGCAGCUGCGCCGGCCCCGGCAGCCGCUGCUGCUACAGGUGUCGGUGCAGCGGGAGCACCUGGGCCCGCUGGCCUCCAGCGCCCACAGGCUGGUCCGCUUUGCCUCGCAGGGGCCGUCGGGCACCGGGCAGCGGGAGCCCCAGCUGGAGCUGCACACCCUGGACCUCAGGGAUUACGGAGCUCAGGGAAACUGUGAUCCUAAGGCACCAGUGACCGAGGGCACCCGCUGCUGCCGCCGGGAGGUGUACAUUGACCUGCAGGGGAUGAAGUGGGCCGAGAACUGGGUCCUGGAGCCCCCAGGCUUCCUGGCCUAUGAGUGUGUGGGCACCUGCCAGCAGCCCCCAGAGCCCCUGACCUUCAAGUGGCCAUUUCUGGGGCCUCGACAGUGCAUCGCCUCAGAGACGACCUCGCUGCCCAUGAUUGUCAGCAUCCCGGAGGGAGGCAAGCCCAGGCCCCAGGUGGUCAGCUUGCCCAACAUGAGGGUACAGAAGUGCAGCUGUGCCUCAGAUGGGGCACCUGUACCAAGGAAGCUGGAGCCGUAG